Molecule: messenger RNA, 444 nt
Organism: Caenorhabditis briggsae
Lineage: Eukaryota; Metazoa; Nematoda; Chromadorea; Rhabditida; Rhabditidae
Exons: 2
Coding region: 1-444 (147 amino acids)
Source: RefSeq, a predicted model, not a curated record
AUGGUCGCCGUUAUGCUUCCAACUUCCAGAAAGACAAUUGAGCAGAAGACUCCAACAGCUGUAGACAGAAACUGGCCAUGCUUUGUAGUUGCUUUCACGAUGGCUUCGAUCAAACUCCUUUUGGCAUACACCGGAACUGAGGAUUAUAAAAUUUCUGGAUUCAAUGACGUGAACGUCUUCUUCCUGAUGGAACUUGGUUCAACCCCUCUUGCCAUCAUCAGUCCACGUGUCUGGUUCGCCAUGUUCAUGUGUUCUCUUGCCUACAUGUCUGUGGAGACUGGUUACCCGACAAUUGCCAUCAUCACGAUUCUCUCCAUGCUCAUCAUUGCCUACGCAAUGGAAUUCUCCGACUACAGAAGAAAGAAGGAAUCGGAGAAAACCGCUGUCUACCAAAUUCUUCCGCUUGUUGAUGAGAAGAAACUCAAAGAGCAAGAAAUGAUUUAA